AUUUUUCCAUGAGCUCUUCUUCUCAGUAACAUCAAGCCUUCUUCAGUUCACAACCAAAGCAAGUUCUUUGUUGGGCUCAGUAUCUCUUCUCAAACUUGGCUGCAGCUGUUCCAAGCAUUCAUGUGCUGAAGACUGAAGGGAAUCUGCAAGCUGAUGGUGACAAUGAAUGGGUCGGAAGAAAUCCAUCAGUUUGGCUUUAUAGUGGAUACAAUCUCCUCGAGCCAGGUUGCCAUCAGAAAUAUUGAGCGUGAGCUCAUAUGUCCUGCCUGUAAGGAGUUGUACACACAUCCACUGAUUUUACCAUGUCAGCACAGCAUCUGUCACAAAUGUGUGAAGGAGCUGCUCUUCAUGACUUUGGAAGACUCCACAGACGUGAGUUCAGAAGCUUCAACACCUGGAAGCCCCCGGGUCCGCAUCCAGUCACCCAGCAUUGAAAGAAUCGACAGACUUCUUAGAUCAGGAUCUAAGCGCAAUUCUUUAACUCCCAGAAUUACUUCAUUGUCAUGUCCCGGCUGUUUACGUGAUGUGGACCUUGGAGAGCGAGGCAUUAACGGCCUUUUUCGGAACUUUACUUUGGAGACUAUAGUAGAGCGCUACAGACAGGCAGCGCGGGCUGCCACUGCCAUCAUGUGUGACUUUUGCAAACCUCCAGUCCAAGAAUCCACCAAAAGCUGCAUGGAUUGCAGUGCCAGCUUCUGCAACGAGUGCUUCAAGAUUAACCAUCCAUGGGGAACUAUCAAAGCCCAGCAUGAGUAUGGGCCACCUACAUCCAGCUUCAGACCUAAAGUACUCAUGUGUCCUGAACACGAGACGGAGAAGGUGAAUAUGUAUUGUGAAAUCUGCAGGAGACCGGUUUGUCAUUUGUGUAAACUGGCAGGUGCACAUGCAAACCACAGAGUGACCACAAUGAGCAACGCCUACAGAACUCUAAAGGAGAAGCUUACAAAGGGAAUCAGUUAUCUUAUCAGCAAAGAAAGUCAAGUGAAGACACAGAUAACAGAACUGGAGAUUUUAAUAAGAAGAACUGAGACCAAUGGUGAUCAAGCCGUAGAAGAGGCUACGUACAACUUUGAUAAAUUGUUUAAUAUCUUGGAAGACAGGAAGGCGUUUGUGCUGCAGUCUAUAAAGAGUUCCCAGUCUUCUAGAUUAGAAAAGCUGCAGAGUCAGAUGGAUGAAUAUCAGGGCCUUUUGGAGAAUAAUGGACUUGUGGGGUAUGCACAAGAAGUCUUGAAGGAAACGGAUCAUUCUUGUUUUGUGCAAACUGCCAAGCAGCUACACACCAGGAUCCAGAAAGCUUCUGAGUCUUUGAAAACCUUCUGCCCGGCUGCAGAUUCCAGCUUUGAAGACUAUUUUGUUGAUGUCUCCAAGGAAGAAAGUUUAUUGACUGACCUGUCCUUCUCCAAAGCUCUAGAUGUACCUGAAAUUAAUAUGGAUCAGAGCAAGGUAUAUAACAGUGCAAAGAUUAGUUGGAAUCAGCCCAACGAUUCCGGGCUUGCGGAUAGCUAUAUUCUUGAGUACCGGAAGCUUGACAAAAAUGAAGAUCCUUCAUGGAAUGAAAUCGAAGCAGCAAGUACUAGUAAAAUAAUCCCUGAUCUAGACCUCAACAGCUCCUACUGUUUCCGGGUACAGAGCCUUAAGGGCUCUAUGUGCAGCUCCCAUAGCAAAGAAGUCAUUCUCCAGACACCCCCUGCCCCAGUGUUUAGCUUUCUGUUUGAUGAGAAGUGUGGAUUUAACAAGGAGCAUCUCAUGCUUAACAGCAAAAAGAACAUUGUGGAAAGUGUAGCUGGCCAUUCCCUGCUGCUCGGGGCAGAGCGUGUUCAAGUAGGAUGUUACACGUGCCUGGAUUACAUAAUUGGUGAUGCUGGCAUCACAAAGGGCAGGCAUUUCUGGGCUUUCUCUGUCGAAUCCUAUUCCUACAUGGUGAAAGUUGGAGUUGCAUCGGAUAUCAAGCUGCAAGAAUGGCUCCAUAACCCUCGAGACAUUAGUAGUCCAAGAUAUGAUCAAGACAGUGGUCAUGACAGUGGAAGUGAAGAUGUUGCCUUUGAUUCAUCGCAGCCUUUCACCUUGGCUACCAUAGGAAUGAGAAAAUUUUUCAUCCCCAAGGCAUCUAAUAUUUCCACCACUUGUGGAGAGCGUGUCCUCCCUCUCCCGUCCCGCUUAGGCAUUUGUCUGGACUAUGAAAAAGGCAUAGUGGGGUUCUACGAUGCCAACACCAUGAGAUGUCUCUAUGAGAGAGAAGUGGACUGCAUCGGGACAAUGUAUCCAGCCUUUGCAUUGAUGGGCGGUGGAGCAGUUAGUUUGGAGGAAGUAUUUACUGCAAAACACUUGGAGUAUUCUAACGAAAUAUAAUGACUGAGAAACCAAUUGUCAUUCAUUUAUUAUGCAGCCGAUUUCUCAGACGCAAAGGUUAUACUGGUGCAUUGUGCGCACCUCAUGCUGAUCAUUUUAAAUGUCAUUCUACUGUCUGUGUUUUACUUGAAUGCCUCUGGAAUAGGCCUUCAAACCCGGUAUAUAUGUUUCUUAGGCUUCUUUCACACGAGCGUGACGGAUUGGCUCUGGAUGCUUUCAGGCUGCGUUCAGUGAAACUCGCACCAUUUUGCAAAUUCAGUCAGUUUUGUCUGCGAUUGCGUUCAUUUUUUUU
Molecule: messenger RNA, 2641 nt
Organism: Bufo bufo (common toad)
Lineage: Eukaryota; Metazoa; Chordata; Amphibia; Anura; Bufonidae
Gene: TRIM36
Product: tripartite motif containing 36
Exons: 10
Coding region: 154-2349 (731 amino acids)
Molecular function (GO): zinc ion binding; protein binding
Source: RefSeq, a predicted model, not a curated record